AUGGCGCAGAAAGGAGUCCAGCUAGACCGGGAAACAUUCUCUUGUUCCAUCUGUCUGGAUCUACUGAAGGAUCCGGUGGCUAUUCCUUGUGGACACAGCUACUGCAUUAGUUGUAUCAAGAAUCACUGGGAUGAAGAGGAUAAGAAGGAAGUCCACAGCUGCCCUCAGUGCAGGCAGACCUUUACCUCGAGGCCUGUUUUGGUGAAAAACACCAUGCUAGCAGUUUUAGUCGAGGAGUUGAAGAAGACUGGAGUCCAAGCUGCUCCUGCGGACCGCAGCUAUGCCGGACCUGAAGAUGUAGCCUGCGACAUCUGCACUGGGAGAAAACUGAAAGCACUCAAGUCGUGUUUAGCCUGUCUGGCCUCUUAUUGUGAGAAACACCUCCAGCCUCAUCAUGAGGCAGCUCCAUUAAAGAAACACAAGCUGGUGGAGCCCUCCAAGAAUCUCCAGGAGAACAUCUGCUCUCACCACGAUGAGGUAAUGAAGCUUUACUGCCGUACUGAUUAG
Messenger RNA from Centropristis striata (black sea bass), 507 nucleotides. Its product is annotated as E3 ubiquitin/ISG15 ligase TRIM25-like. The transcript has a single exon. Lineage: Eukaryota; Metazoa; Chordata; Actinopteri; Perciformes; Serranidae. The coding region runs from base 1 to 507 and encodes 168 amino acids. The record is from RefSeq and is a predicted model, not a curated record.